Messenger RNA from Hibiscus syriacus, 1395 nucleotides. RefSeq names its product coumaroyl-CoA:anthocyanidin 3-O-glucoside-6''-O-coumaroyltransferase 1-like. The transcript has a single exon. The coding region runs from base 1 to 1395 and encodes 464 amino acids. The record is from RefSeq and is a predicted model, not a curated record. NCBI's taxonomy places the organism in Eukaryota, Viridiplantae, Streptophyta, Magnoliopsida, Malvales, Malvaceae.
AUGUCCCAACGUUGUUCCCCCGCCAAGGUUCUUGAAGAUGGCUGCGUAUCUCCGCCGCCAGGCACGGUAAUGGAAACCGCCAUCCCCACCACUUUCUUCGACACUAUUUGGCUUUCCCUUUAUCUCGCUCAACGCCUUUAUUUCUAUGAAUAUCCGCACCCAAGUUCCCAUUUCAUGCAAAACGCUCUUCCUCGUCUUAAAACCUCUCUCUCCCUCACACUACAACGUUUCUUUCCUUUUGCCGGCAAUCUCCGGUUUCCGCCACCGCUUCAGAGGCCGUAUAUUUUCUUCACCGACGGCGAUUCGAUACGCUUCGUCGUUACCGAGUCCGAUGCCGACUUCAACCAUCUUACGAGCGAUCAUGCACACAACGCUCAGGAUUUACAAGCUCUCGUCCCGAAUCUGCCGCCGUCGACGACAAUGGAGACCGAUGACUUCAAGCAGCUCCCUCUCAUGGCCGUUCAAAUCACUAUCUUCCCAAACACAGGGUUUUCGAUCGGUAUCGCUUUCUGUCACGUAGCAGCUGAUGGCAAGGCGUUUACUCAUUUCACAAAAUCAUGGGCGGCAGCUUGUAAAUCACUAGAGGACUUGAAAUUUCUCGACAAUAUUCCUCCACCCGAUCAUAAUAGGGAUUCAAUCCAAGAUCCUAAAGGGAUUUGGUCCUUUUUUGUCGAGCAAUUCCGCGAGCUCAACUCGGAUUUCUCCGGCCACGUAAUAAACCAAACCGACAAGGUACGAGUCACGUACAGAAUUAGCAGAGCCAACGUCGAGUCACUGAAAAAAUGGAUCGAAACAACAAACGACAGUGAAUCAGAGCAGCUGAGAUUAUCAACGUUCGUGGUGACUUGCGCUUACGUUUGGGUUUGUUUUAUAAGAGUAGAAGAAGCGAGGGAAUCACCAUCCGACGACGACGAUACAAUCUGCAACUUCCUCUUCAGUGCCGAAUGCAGACAUCGCCUGAAACUUCCAUCGGAAUACUUCGGGAACUGUCUUAAACCGUGUAUUUUAUCAGCCAAAAGGGCCGAACUGCUCGGAAAAAACGGGAUUCUGGUUGCCGUAAAGGCCAUCGGAAGGGCAGUGAUGGAGUUGGAUAAAGGUCCAUUGGGAGACGCCGAUAAAUGGAUCUCGAGAAUGAGGGAAGUGUUAUCGAAGUCUAAACACAAUGUGGUCGCCGUCGGAUCACCGAAGUUGCUGGUCUACGAGACUGAUUUCGGGUGGGGAAGACCGAGAAAAACCGAGGUGGCUCACAUCGGUUCUUCCGGGUCCUUCGUCCUCGCCGAGAAUAGGGAUCCGGAAGUCGGUGGCGUUGAAAUCGGCUUUCUUUUUCCCCCGAUUCAAUUGCCCAAAUUCAAAAGUAUUUUUGAGGAUCAACGGUUGAAUUUCAACAUCUCUUGA